AUGAAGGGCGGCAUCCUCGAAGGGCAGCAGCCGCACGCCACCGCGCCACGCACCACGCGUACCCGGCGAUCUUACCUGAAGUUGUUGACCGCCCUGUUUGUUGCAGCGCUGUAUGCACGCUUUUUCUAUACCCGCCAUAGCCACGCCCACAAGGUCGCUCGUGUGCAGAAAUGCUCCAUCUCCAACCUGCACUCCGACCUUUCUUUCCUGGAUGUCUCGCCGAUCACCGCCGAUGAAUUCAUCGCGCGUCGCGAUAACCUCGCGCGGGCACUCCACGCAGACGGAGUAGAUGCGUUCGUUCUUGAGCCAGGCUACACCUUCCAGUACUACGGCAACAUCAGCCAGCAGGACUGGGAGCCAUGGGAGCCGGAAGAGCGGCCGAUGCUGAUGAUCGUCGAGCCCGUCCACAACUCGUCGACGGGCACCAUCGUGGCCAAGACGUCCUUCCUCUCCCCGGCCUUCGAGGAGGGCCGCGUGCGCAUGCUGGGCAUCCCCGCGAAGGGCGAGCUCGACAUCGUCACCUGGGAGGAGCACUGGAACCCCUACCGCACCCUGCGCGAGAGCCGCCUGUUCGUCGGCCGCGAGAACGUGACGCUCAUGGUCGACGAGGAGAUGCGCGAUUACAUCGUGCGCGGCCUGCAGUCCAACGGCUUCGAGACGCUGGGCUUGGCCGGUGAGGUCGAGGCCGUCAGGCAGAUCAAGACGCCCGCCGAAAUCGAGCUGAUCAGGGCGGUGAACACGGGCACUGUCGAGGCCGUCAGGGCGAUGAGGCCUUGCCUUGUCCCGGGAUUGAUCGAAGAUGAGGUAAUGGCGAUUCUGGACAACUCGUUGCUGUCCAUUGGCUUUUCGCUCUUCUUCGAUAUUGUGCUGUUCGAGGAGAACGGUGCUCUGCCACAUGGUGGUUUCGUGACGGGCGGGAAGGUGCUGAAGGAGGACUCUGUCGUGCUUAUUGACGUCGGAGCACACUACCUCGGAUACUCCUCAGACAUCUGCCGCAGCUUCUUCAUUCCAACAUGGAAAGAGCGAUCGCUCUGGGAGAAGGCUGCAUCCAUCUUGACUUUCUCCAAGCCCUGCUCCUCCUCGGCAAAGAUUGACUCUGAUCUGUAUGCUGAGAAGUUGAAGGUCUGGGACAUCGUGCUCGAGGCUCAGACAGAGUCGGCCAAGAUGUUCAAGCCUAACAACAGCGCCGCCAGCGUCGACAUUGCCGCGAGGAAGGUCAUCUCCGACGCCGGCUACGGUGAGAUGUUCACUCACCGCGUUGGUCAUGGCAUUGGCAUCAAAGCCCACGAAUCCCCCUACCUCAAUAAGGGCAACCACGACGUCCUGCUGAGGCCCGGCAUGACCUUCACGUCGGAGCCGGGCAUCUACAUGCUCAACAAGUUUGGUGUCAGGCAUGAAGAUAUCUAUGCCGUCACCGAGGAUGGAGAGGCCGAAUUGCUCACUGGAAAGCGCGCAGUCAGCCCUUGGGAACCUUGA
This is a messenger RNA of Lasiodiplodia theobromae, 1476 nucleotides long. Its product is annotated as Aminopeptidase y. The transcript has 6 exons. The record is from RefSeq and is a predicted model, not a curated record. Bases 1 to 1476 code for a protein of 491 amino acids. NCBI's taxonomy places the organism in Eukaryota, Fungi, Ascomycota, Dothideomycetes, Botryosphaeriales, Botryosphaeriaceae.